This is a messenger RNA of Symbiodinium necroappetens, 1887 nucleotides long. NCBI's taxonomy places the organism in Eukaryota, Dinophyceae, Suessiales, Symbiodiniaceae. The record is from the annotation of a GenBank genome assembly.
AUGGUGCUGCGCGUGCUGGCGUGGGCUGCGGCUGGGAGCCUAUGUCUUGCAGAAUAUGCGCCGGAAUGCCCGUGCAUCAACGCAUCUUCAACCCUUUUUACGGACUUGCAGACAGAACUGGUGGCUCAGGGCUUGGAUGCAAGCUACGGCACGACCGGAUGCGAUGCAUACGAUGCAAACAGCUCUUCGGUGGGUUGCGAAUCCAAUGCUGCUCCUCACUGCAUGAACCAAUGGUGUUACGUGGAUAUGACUUUGUGCCCAGUAAACAAGCUUCUUUGCUUGGCUGAGGGAGGCUUGGAGGGAAGUGAUGCUUCCCCACACUGCCGCACGCGGCCACAUUCCAGAACUACCAUGCAAACCAACAUGUCUCUGUACUACAGCUACGAAACCUGCGGGUACAUGAACAACUAUGAUUUGAGUGCACUGUUUUCCCAACUUGGUGGGACGGCCAUCAAGGUCGCAGCAUCUGCCUAUGGUUCUUGGGUGAUUCUCAAGCAAGAUGCCCUGGGUCAGGACGUUUUCGGUGGAGCACUCUAUGACCUUUUCGUCGAAUCCUUGGUCCUCAUUCAGCCCCCACCAGUAAUGAAGCUUAUACCCGGAUGGGCUACGCAACAGUCCCGGGCCAUUUUUCCGUCGUCGUCAUACACAGCCUGCGUGCACGACGUAGGCAUCGGGGUCUUCGAUGUGUGCGUCGCGGACUUGUGGCUCACCCCUGAGAGGCAGCAGUUGUCAACGUUCUCGCCCACUUUGAGGGAUGACUACUUCUAUUUGGUCGUGCCAACAACGCUGCAGGAUGCUAGCUUCUCUGAACGAUUGCUCAGACCCUUCCUUCCAUUCACCCUAGAAGCUUGGGCAGUUCUUGCAGCAUUUCUGUGCGGGAUGUCACUGCUCCUGUACUUUCUGCACUACUUCGAGCAGGGCCAGGGCUGUCCUGGUCCUGUCCGAGGGUUCUCGGAGGUUCCUGAGCUAGGCAAGACUUGCUUCAACGUGUGGCAUGACUUUUUGCUCGGGCAGAGCACUGUGGAGACAGAGAGAAGCCCAGCACUCAAGCUUUUGAGCCUUGGGUUUUCCUUCUUCGUCCUGGUCACUCUUGCAAGCUACACAGCAAGCUUGGCUUCAAUGCUGGUUACUCAGAAGCAAGCCGUCUCACCGAUUUCCAACAUUCAGGAUGCCAUCGAUCUCGAAGUUCCCAUCUGCCUCGUGUCUCAGCUUGUCCCGACUUUUACCCAAGUGUAUCCACGUGCCAUCUUUGUGAACAUCGGAAGUGGCAUGGAGGAUGGAGCCCGUAAUAUCUACUCCGGGAACUGCGGUGCCAUGAUCCUCUCACAAGACCUCAUCGACAGGCUCCAUGCGGGGCUAGUUCAGGAGAAUGACUGUGCAGAUCUUGCCGCCGGUUCAAUCACUGAGGAGGAGGCCCACUGCAGGACAGAUUCUAAAGGAAACCCGCGAAACGACUGUAAAUUUGACAGGGUCGGAGAUAUCCUUUGGGCUAUUCCUGUAGCUUUCCCAUUGAGCCAAAGAGCAUUGCGAAGCUUGUCAUACUCACUCACAACUGGGCUAGCUCGAGGCAUGUUGCAGGAUGCGAUUCGUGCGAACGAAUUUGCCUUUCCUGCUCCAAAUUGCGACAAGGCUCUGGAGAGGAGCGAGCUUGGUGGCCUUCAGGCUGGUGACAUGGUCGGUACCAUCAUGAUCUCCGUCUUGAUCUUAGGCGUCGGGGUUGCCUGUUGCGCGGCACAGGCUGUGGCCAAGAGGUUGUGGCCACAGGUGGAAGCGAGCGAGCAUCCAGAUGCAAAUGAAGAAGCAGCGAUCGGUGAAGCUGAACAUCCACAAGCAAGCGAGGAGGCAACGGCCAGUCAAGCUGAUGAGAUUCAUGUUAGUACACUGUGA